AUGGUACUCGGUGCAGGCGUGGCUGGUCUUCAGGCCAUUGCUACUGCAAAGAGACUUGGUGCUGUAGUGGAAGCUUUUGAUACAAGAGCAGCUGCAAAGGAAGAAGUCAUGAGCUUAGGUGCAACUUUUGUUGAAGUAGAAGGUGCGGCUGAUGAUCGUGGUGCAGGUGGAUAUGCCGUCCAGCAAUCCGAUGAAUACUUGCAAAAACAGAGAAGUCUUGUUCAAGAACGUGCAUUAAAAUCAAAUAUUGUCAUUGCAACAGCGCAGGCUCAAAAGCUGGUGGAUCUUCUGGGGAUGUUGGUGGAACUUACAAAGAAAUUUCGGUAA
Messenger RNA from Darwinula stevensoni, 327 nucleotides. NCBI's taxonomy places the organism in Eukaryota, Metazoa, Arthropoda, Ostracoda, Podocopida, Darwinulidae. The record is from the annotation of a GenBank genome assembly.